Messenger RNA from Aspergillus nomiae NRRL 13137, 2028 nucleotides. RefSeq names its product WD40 repeat domain-containing protein. Bases 1 to 2028 code for a protein of 675 amino acids. Gene Ontology annotation, molecular function: protein binding. The record is from RefSeq and is a predicted model, not a curated record. The transcript is spliced from 5 exons. NCBI's taxonomy places the organism in Eukaryota, Fungi, Ascomycota, Eurotiomycetes, Eurotiales, Aspergillaceae.
AUGGCUUGUAACCAACCUGCUACGCAUAUUCUUCGCGCGGUUAGCGACUACCUCUAUCAAUAUUCUGAAUCACCCCAACAUCUAGGUGAUGUCUCGAAUAGCAUUAUGAGCUUAUCAGAUGCAAUAUAUAAAGUGAAAGCUUCAUAUGUUCAUAACCCGCACAGUCCAGCUGAAUUUACUGAGAAACUGAUGCACAAUAUUGAUUGGAGAGAAUUGGAAACGUUUAUGAACAUGAAACAACAUCAAAAGCCGUACCCUAAGAUCUUGUUCCGAGCGCACAUGCAUGGUGAAUUAUUUCCUCGAUUUAUCGAUGAUUUCACGGAAAACUACUGUGACACAUUCGGAUCAGAUCUUCAUCUCUACCAGGAAUGGGAAGAGUUUUGUGAACUUCGAGUAUCGGUAUACGACCUAGAAGAUGAAUUGCCCAUAAUUCAGGAUUUGUCUGGUGAAAUAUCACAGCACCUCCAGAAAACUCAGAUCAACAAGGGGCGAACACCGUUAGAUACGAAUUACUACAUCUCGCCAUUUCUCUCUCUUAGCGCUGACUUCCGAUGGACGUUACAUAGAUCGUUUGAAAAGCACCAAAUCGCCACAGAUUCACAGCAAAGUGGCCUAGCGAUAUUCGAUACGUCUAAAAUGCACGAGAUAAAAGUUCGAGUAUGGCGGGUUUCAGAUUUACUUCUCUUUCUUGAUAGUAAGCCUAGGUUCAAAGGCUCCAUUAUCAGCGAAUUGUCGAGAAAAUGGGCGCAUAAUGCAGAUGAAUACCUGUGCUUAGAUUAUAUACCGAAAGAAGCUCUGCUUAACUUCGUACCCUGCAGCCAAAUGGUGAACACCGAACAGGAACCUUACAAAAUGUUUCUACGACCUUUCUUUCGAGAGAGCAAGAAUUUAGCCCACUUCAAGACAUCCGGGAUGGAGAAACUUUCGGUCGACGAUUAUCACCACCUUCUAUCAAGCUUCUUAGAGAGUCUGCUGGAUCAUGUUUCGCCAUCAAUUAAUGGAGAGCCUUUGGUUGAUCAUCUUAUCGAUCAACUAGCUGAUUAUAGGCAGUGGGGAUAUGACCUGGCCACAGAUCGUCUAAGUUUAAGGCAAAAGCUCGGGCGGCUUGUCAAUAGAGAAUACGCAUUUGGCCUAGAGUCGUGGUUUUGGGAUCCAAACUGUUCAACCAUUCUGCAGCCACUAGGUCGUCCACCGACGACGAUUUCUCCACCCCAUUUGCAGACACCGCUCCCAAAGGGUGCUAGCUCUCUUUGGGAUAUGGCUGGGUUGACUUGCAAGAGCAGCGGGGGUAAGAGCACAGACUUCAUAUUGAUCACCGAGAUUGCACUGAUUGCUCGAUUGUUGGUGAAAAGAGAGCGGAUCGUUACUCGGCCGCCAGAACUCGCACAGAAAACGCUUGGAGGACGAGCUUCUUCGAGCUACCAGAGCUCCGAUCCACAUCGACCCACACGAUCGACGCCUUGCACGGCGUACCAGACAGAUGCACGCUCCUCCAUCCCACUCCCUUGUCAAUCACUCCCGCAACCUUCGGUGGCCUUCUCACCUGACGGGGAGACGGUCGCGUCCGCCUCUGGUGAUGAUACCGUACGGCUCUGGGAUCCAGCCACGGGGGUGGGACGCUAUAUGCUGCAGGGCCACACGAGUUCAGUCAGCGCGGUGGCCUUCUCACCUAACGGGAAGAUGGUCGUAUCUGCCUCUCAUGAUCACACCGUGCGGCUCUGGGAUCCAGCAUCUGGCGUUGAAGCAGAUAAGCUGCAGUUUGACGUGGGUGUAAACACCUUGUCGCUCUCAACUAAUGGAUUUCUCGCUACUGACCGCGGCUCACUUUCUUUGAGCUGCCAGCCUCUUACCUCCCUCACCCAACAACAAGAAAAUGGGAUAUUUGUCUGUGAGAAAUGGAUAACUCGUAAUGGACAGCAAUUAAUUUGGCUUCCACCAGACUAUCGGGCAACAUGUGUGGCCACUAAUGAUAACAAUGUGGUUCUUGGACAUGUUUCAGGCCGCUUGACGUUUUUGUGGUUAAACUAA